GAAGCCGUCACGCAAGCUUCAGGUAUCGCAAGCCACAUCCAUCAAUCGAAAGGUCAUCGCUAUGAGGUGUUGCGAGACCGGCGAUUAUCUAUACCCAUCAACGUAAUACGAACGAUACACGGAUAAACGCAAUCCCCCUUUCUUUUUCCUGAUUCCGCGGCCUCGCGCCAGAGCAACCAGGUGUCCGUGGUGGACGGCGCCUCUUCUGUGAAGCCCAUCGUCGUCGACUCAGCAUGUCUUCGUUUCCACCUCCCCCGCCGCCGGGCUGGGGACCACCUCCUCCUCCACCUCCGCCUCCCGGGUCUCAAUCCGCUCUGCCUCCCCCCCCUUCGGUCCCAGCGCCUCCUCCGCCGGGAUAUAGGCCCCCUACCGACCCCCAGAUUGCCAAGUUCGCCCAGAAGAAGACGGAAUGGCUUCGCUCGCAGCGGAAUCGAUUUGGGGAGAAGCGCAAGGGCGGGUUUGUCGAGACGCAAAAGGCAGAUAUGCCGCCGGAGCAUCUCCGCAAGAUCGUCAAGGACAUUGGCGACGUUUCCCAGAAAAAGUACACGAACGACAAGCGCAGCUACCUGGGAGCCCUGAAGUUUAUGCCGCACGCCGUCAUGAAGCUCCUGGAGAAUAUGCCCAUGCCGUGGGAGGCAGCAAGAGAAGUCAAGGUGCUCUACCACGUGAACGGAUGCUUGACACUGGUCAACGAGAUCCCUCGCGUCGUAGAGCCCGUCUUCUACGCGCAGUGGGCCACAAUGUGGACCAUCAUGCGUAAGGAAAAGAGCGACCGGCGAUUGUUCAAGCGUAUGAGAUUCCCUCCGUUUGACGACGAGGAGCCGCCUCUUUCCUGGUCCGAAAACAUCGAGGAUGUUGAGCCUCUGGAGCCCAUUCAGAUGGAGCUUGAUGAGGAUGAAGAUGCGGCCGUUUUCGAGUGGUUCUACGACCACCGACCCCUUGUCGACACGAGCCAUGUCAACGGCCCGAGCUACAAGAGGUGGAAUAUGUCUCUACCGCAGAUGGCCGCGCUCUACCGGUUGAGCCGUCCCCUCAUUUCCGAGGUAGUCGACCAAAACUACUUCUACCUAUUCGACUUGAAGAGUUUCCUCACCGCCAAGGCGCUGAACGUCGCUCUGCCGGGCGGCCCCCGCUUCGAACCUCUAUACAAGGACAUCGACCCCAACGAUGAAGAUUUCGGCGAGUUCAAUGCCAUCGACCGUAUUAUCUUCCGGAAUCCAAUCCGCACGGAAUGCAGGGUCGCGUACCCUUACCUGUACAACUCCCUGCCCAGAAGUGUGCAGCUGUCGUGGCAUUCGUACCCUCAGAUUGCCUAUGUCCGGACUGAGGACCCCAACCUCCCUGCCUUCCACUUCGACCCGAGCAUCAACCCCAUUUCGUCUCGAGCCGUCGCACCUAAAAUCGCCACCAUCAGCCACGAGGACGAGCUCUUCGGCAAAGAUAGCAAUGAGGAGCCAGAGGACGAGGCAUUUGAACUGCCGGCUGCAGUCGAGCCUUUCCUCGCCGAUGAAGAACUAGCCACCGAGGACACGGCGUCUGCUAUCGAGCUUUGGUGGGCCCCUUUCCCAUUCGACCGCCGGUCGGGAGCCAUGGUUCGGGCUCAAGAUGUCCCUCUUGUGAAGCAGUGGUAUCUUGAGCACUGCCCACCGAAGCAGGCGGUCAAGGUCCGAGUAUCCUACCAGAAACUGCUCAAGACCUACGUCUUGAACGAACUUCAUAAGAAGAAGCCGAAGGCUCUCCAGAGACAAAACCUACUCAGCACACUGAAGCAGACCAAGUUCUUCCAGCAGACCACCAUCGACUGGGUUGAAGCAGGUCUGCAAGUUUGCCGGCAGGGUUUCAACAUGCUCAACCUCCUGAUCCACCGCAAGAACUUGACAUAUCUCCACCUCGACUACAACUUCAACCUGAAGCCUGUUAAGACUCUCACGACGAAGGAGCGAAAGAAGUCACGAUUCGGGAAUGCUUUCCAUCUCAUGCGGGAGAUCUUGCGGAUGACGAAGCUCAUCGUUGAUGCCCAGGUCCAAUACAGGCUGGGCAACAUCGACGCCUUCCAGCUUGCCGACGGUAUCUUGUACGCGUUUAACCAUGUCGGCCAGCUCACCGGCAUGUACCGAUACAAGUACAAGCUGAUGCAUCAAAUUCGGUCGUGCAAGGACCUCAAGCAUCUGAUCUACUACCGUUUCAAUGCUGGCCCUGUCGGCAAAGGACCCGGGUGUGGCUUCUGGGCACCUGCCUGGAGAGUCUGGCUUUUCUUCAUGCGAGGCAUCAUUCCCCUCCUGGAGCGCUGGCUCGGCAAUCUGCUCUCGCGGCAGUUCGAAGGCCGCCACAGCAAAGGAGUUGCGAAGACAGUCACCAAGCAGCGAGUCGAGUCGCAUUUCGACCUCGAGCUGCGUGCGUCGGUUAUGGCCGACCUGAUGGACAUGAUGCCGGAAGGUAUCAAACAGAACAAGGUCAACACCGUUCUUCAGCACCUGUCCGAGGCGUGGAGAUGCUGGAAGAGCAAUAUCCCCUGGAAGGUCCCCGGCCUACCUGCCGCUAUCGAGAAUAUCAUUCUGCGAUACGUCAAGUCCAAGGCAGACUGGUGGAUCUCGGUCGCUCACUACAACCGAGAGCGUAUUCGAAGGGGAGCGACAGUCGACAAGACAGUGGCCAAGAAGAAUGUCGGACGACUGACGCGCCUAUGGCUGAAGGCCGAACAGGAGAGACAGCACAACCAUAUGAAAGACGGACCGUACGUCUCGUCGGAGGAGGCCGUGGCCAUCUAUACCACCACGGUUCAUUGGUUGGAGUCGAGGAAGUUCUCGCCCAUCCCAUUCCCCAGCGUAUCCUACAAGCACGACACCAAGAUCCUCAUCCUUGCUUUGGAGCGGUUGCGCGAGUCGUAUUCCACCAAGGCCAGGUUAAAUCAGAGCCAGCGAGAAGAGUUGGCCCUCAUCGAGCAAGCCUAUGACAGCCCUGGAACCACAUUGGAGCGGAUCAAGCGCUUCCUCCUGACCCAGCGAGCCUUCAAGGAGGUCGGCAUCGACAUGAACGACAACUACAGCACGAUCAACCCCGUCUACGACAUCGAGCCCAUUGAGAAGAUCAGCGACGCUUAUCUCGAUCAGUAUCUGUGGUACCAGGCCGACCAGCGCCAUCUCUUCCCCGCCUGGAUCAAGCCAUCAGAUUCCGAAGUGCCGCCGCUCCUGGUUUACAAGUGGGCCCAGGGCAUCAACAACCUCGACAGGGUCUGGGAGACGGCAAACGGCGAGUGCAACGUCAUGAUCGAGACCCAGCUAUCGAAGGUCUACGAGAAGAUCGAGCUGACUCUGCUCAACUCCCUGCUGAGACUGAUCAUGGAUCACAAUCUCGCUGACUACAUCACUGCCAAGAACAACGUCACGCUUACCUACAAGGACAUGAGCCACGUCAACAGCUACGGCAUGAUUCGCGGCCUGCAGUUCUCAGCCUUCGUGUUCCAGUACUAUGGCCUCAUCUUGGACCUCCUCCUUCUUGGGCCCCAGCGUGCCAGCGAGAUUGCCGGUCCUCCUCAGAGCCCGAACGACUUCCUCCAGUUCCGAGACCGGGAGACAGAGACAAAGCACCCGAUCCGGCUUUACACCAGAUAUAUCGACAGAAUCUGGGUCUUCCUGAGGUUCACCGCCGACGAGUCCCGCGAUCUCAUCCAGCGCUUCCUCACGGAACAGCCCGAUCCCAACUUUGAGAACGUCAUCGGAUACAAGAGCAAGAAGUGCUGGCCGAGGGAUUCACGCAUGCGUCUCAUGAGACACGAUGUCAACCUUGGCAGAGCUGUAUUCUGGGACUUGAAGAAUCGCCUGCCCAGGUCCGUCACCACCGUCGAGUGGGACGACACAUUUGCGAGUGUCUACAGCAGGGACAACCCGAAUCUUCUCUUCGCCAUGUGCGGCUUUGAAGUCCGCAUACUUCCCAAGAUCCGGAACGCUAACGACGAGUUCCCGGUCAAGGAUAGCGUGUGGUCGUUGGUGGACAACACUAGCAAGGAACGAACUGCGCACGCCUUCCUGCAGGUGACGGAGGAGGAUAUCCAGAAGUUCAACAACCGUAUCCGCCAGAUCCUCAUGUCCUCCGGGUCGACGACCUUCACCAAGAUCGCCAACAAGUGGAACACGGCCCUGAUCUCUCUAUUCACUUAUUACCGUGAGGCUGCCGUGUCCACCGUCAACCUCCUAGACACCAUCGUCAAAUGCGAGACCAAGAUCCAGACCCGUGUCAAGAUUGGUCUGAACUCCAAGAUGCCCUCACGUUUCCCGCCGGCCGUGUUCUACACGCCCAAGGAACUUGGCGGUCUGGGCAUGAUCUCUGGCUCUCACAUCUUGAUCCCGACCAGCGACAAGCGUUGGUCGCAGCAGACGGAUGUCGGAGUCACUCACUACCGCGCGGGCAUGUCUCAUGACGAGGACACGCUGAUCCCGAACAUCUUCCGUUACAUCAUCCCAUGGGAGGCCGAGUUCAUCGACUCGCAGAGAGUCUGGACAGAGUAUUCCCAGAAGCGGUUGGAGGCGAAUCAGCAGAAUCGGAGGCUUACCUUGGAGGACCUCGAGGACAGCUGGGAUCGCGGGUUGCCACGCAUCAACACGCUGUUCCAGAAAGACCGAAGCACUCUGAGCUUCGACAAGGGUUUCCGUGCCCGGGCCGAGUUCAAGAUCUAUCAACUGAUGAAGAGCAAUCCGUUCUGGUGGACGAGCCAGCGCCACGACGGCAAGCUCUGGAACCUGAAUGCCUAUCGGACGGACGUCAUCCAGGCGCUGGGCGGUGUUGAGACUAUUCUCGAGCACACUCUGUUCAAGGCGACUGGCUUCCCGUCCUGGGAGGGUCUCUUCUGGGAGAAGGCGUGCCUUGCCAAGGGAACACAGCUGCUGCGGCACGAUGGUACUAAGAUUGCCGUCGAGGAUGUCAAAGAAGGAGAUCUACUCCUCGGGCCUGACGGUGGGCCUCGUCGCGCUUUCAACAUCGUCAGUGGUCAAGAUCGUCUCUAUCGAAUCGAGAUUGGCGCAGGCAAGGAAGAUCUCGUAGUCACGCCAAACCAUAUUCUGGUUCUUCACCAGCUGAAGAAGGGCUUCGAGGACCGGCUAGGCGAUCAAGAGGAUCUGUCCGAAGAUUUGGCAGCGGAGCGCUAUGAUACUGUGCUCAUGACCGCCGACGAAUUCGCUGCCGUUGAUGCCAAGGAAAGGGGACGUUACCGAGCGUUCCAGCGCAACCCCGAUCUUGUUGCUCAAGUUCAAAGCUUCCUCGUCAAAGAUAUCCGUCUCGAAUCCGAGGCGACAGAGUGGGCCGGCUUCCGAGUUGAUCAAGACCAACUCUACCUGCGACAUGACUAUCUUGUGCUGCACAACAGUGGUUUCGAGGAGUCGAUGAAGUUCAAGAAGUUGACAAACGCCCAGCGAUCCGGUCUGAACCAGAUUCCAAACCGUCGCUUCACGCUCUGGUGGUCGCCCACCAUCAACCGAGCCAACGUCUACGUCGGUUUCCAAGUCCAGCUGGACCUCACGGGUAUCUUCUUGCACGGCAAGAUCCCAACUCUCAAGAUCUCCUUGAUCCAGAUCUUCCGAGCCCAUCUGUGGCAGAAGAUCCACGAGUCGGUGGUAAUGGAUCUGUGCCAGGUCUUCGAUCAAGAACUGGAAGCCCUCGGUAUCGAGGCGGUGCAAAAGGAGACCAUCCAUCCCAGAAAGUCGUACAAGAUGAACAGCUCCUGUGCGGACAUCCAGCUGUUUGCCAGCCAGAAGUGGAAUGUCACCCGGCCAUCUCUCCUCUUCGACACCAAGGACGUCAUCGAAUCGACAACGACCAACAAGUUCUGGAUCGAUGUCCAGCUGCGGUAUGGAGACUACGAUUCGCACGACAUCGAGAGAUACGUGCGGGCGAAGUAUCUCGACUACACCACCGACAGCAUGAGUCUGUACCCGUCAGCCACAGGUCUCAUGAUCGGCAUUGAUCUCGCGUACAACCUCUACUCUGCCUACGGUCAGUACUUCCCAGGCCUGAAGAUGCUCGUUCAGCAGGCCAUGGCGAAGGUCAUGAAAGCCAACCCCGCGCUGUACGUCCUUCGUGAGCGUAUCCGCAAGGGCCUGCAGCUCUAUGCAUCCGAGAGCAACCAGGAGUUCCUGAACUCUCAGAACUAUUCGGAGCUCUUCAGCAACCAGACCCAGCUCUUCAUCGACGACACCAACGUCUACCGGGUCACCAUCCACAAGACCUUCGAAGGCAAUCUGACGACGAAGCCCAUCAACGGAGCCAUUUUCAUCUUCAAUCCUAGGACCGGUCAACUAUUCCUGAAGAUCAUUCACACCAGCGUCUGGGCCGGACAGAAGCGUCUGGGUCAGCUUGCAAAAUGGAAGACAGCUGAAGAAGUCGCGGCCCUGAUCAGGUCUCUGCCCGUCGAGGAGCAGCCCAAGCAGCUCAUCGUGACUCGCAAGGGCUUGCUGGAUCCCUUGGAGGUGAACCUGCUCGAUUUCCCCAACAUUUCCAUCCGCGCCUCGGAACUGCAGCUUCCCUUCCAGGCUGCCAUGAAAGUGGAAAAGCUCGGCGAUAUGAUCCUUCGAGCGACGGAGCCGCAGAUGGUUCUCUUCAACCUGUACGACGAGUGGUUGAAGAGCAUCUCCUCCUACACCGCCUUCUCUCGCCUGAUCCUGAUCCUCAGAGCCUUGCACGUCAACCAGGACAAGACAAAACUUAUCCUGCGUCCAGACAAGUCAGUCAUCACGCAGGAUCACCACAUCUGGCCGUCUCUCUCGGACGAGGACUGGAUCAAGGUUGAGACGCAACUCCGAGAUCUCAUCCUCAACGACUACGGGAAAAAGAACAACGUCAACGUGUCGAGCUUGACCAGUAGCGAAGUCCGCGACAUCAUCCUGGGUAUGGAGAUUUCGGCGCCGUCCAUGCAGAGGCAACAGGCGGCGGAGAUCGAGAAGCAGCAGCAAGAACAGCAGCAGCUCACGGCUGUCACCACCAAGACGCAGAACGUGCACGGCGAGGAGAUCAUCGUCACGACGACGUCGCAGUUUGAGCAACAGACCUUCGCGUCCAAGACGGAGUGGCGCACCCGGGCGAUCGCGACGUCGAACCUGCGGACGAGGUCCAACAACAUCUACGUCUCGCCCGUGGACAGCGACCUGGAUGACGUUACGUACGUGAUGCCGAACAACAUCCUCAAGCGGUUCAUCACCAUCGCCGACCUCCGGGUCCAGGUGGCCGGGUAUCUCUACGGGUCGUCGCCUCCGGACAACGACCAGGUCAAGGAGAUCAGGUGCAUCGUCAUGGUGCCCCAGAUCGGGGGUCUCCGCAGCGUGCAGCUCCCUCACCAGCUUCCGCAGCAUGAAUACCUCAAGGACAUGGAGCCGCUGGGCGUGAUCCACACCAUGUCUGGCAACGAGCUCCCGUACAUGUCGGCCAUGGACGUCACGAGCCAUGCCAGGCUCCUCGAUGCCCAUCCCGGGUGGGACAAGCGAAACACCCUCACCGUCACCGUCUCAUUCACUCCGGGCAGCGUCUCGCUGUCCGCCUGGGCGCUCACACCGCAGGGCUACAAGUGGGGCGCGGAGAACAAGGACCUGGGCAGCGACCAGCCGCAGGGCUUCACGACGAGCAUGGGCGAGAAGCGCAAGCUGCUCCUGAGCCCGCGGUACAAGGGCUUCUUCCUGGUGCCGGACACGGGCAACUGGAACUACAGCUUCAUGGGCAGCGCGUUUGGCGGCCUGGAGAAGAAGCCGGUCCACGUCAAGCUCGACACGCCCAUGCCCUUCUACAGCGGCCAGCAUCGGCCGGUCCACUUUGUCAACUUUGCCGAGCUGGAAGACAUAUGGGUGGACAGGGAGGAUACCUUUGCAUAGACGAACGCACAUGGAAGGAAUUGCAGGAGGGCGUCCAGGGCAGGGAAGGGAGAAAUGUGUGUUUGAAGCACGAGCCCAUAUUGGGCCGGCAAAAAACAUUGGAAAGAAACAUCGAUGGGGCUCUUUCCGCGGAACAAUGCGAUCCAGGGGUGGGAGAGGGACGGUUGUCAUCGCGUGGCAGUCGCGUGGGCAAGGGGCAG
Phialemonium atrogriseum is the source of this 8050-nucleotide messenger RNA. Its product is annotated as NUC071 domain-containing protein. The coding region runs from base 234 to 7850 and encodes 2538 amino acids. Gene Ontology annotation, biological process: spliceosomal tri-snRNP complex assembly; mRNA splicing, via spliceosome. Gene Ontology annotation, cellular component: U5 snRNP; catalytic step 2 spliceosome. The transcript has a single exon. Gene Ontology annotation, molecular function: U5 snRNA binding; U2 snRNA binding; U1 snRNA binding. The record is from RefSeq and is a predicted model, not a curated record. NCBI's taxonomy places the organism in Eukaryota, Fungi, Ascomycota, Sordariomycetes, Cephalothecales, Cephalothecaceae.